AUGGCGGACGACUUUGACGCGGAGCUGCCACCGCGUAAGAAGCCCAAGAUAUCGGAGCUACCACUGUCGUCGGCCCAGCGAUCCUCGAUAGAUGGCAUGCUGCAUACUUUCAAGAAGAAGGGCGAAUUCGACGCGUUGCGCAAGAAGGCAUUUCAGCAAUACAAUGAGAGUGCGCAGCGCGGCAUGUUCGAGGCAUCCUUACGCACAUUCGCGAGCAAUGAGAUCGAGCGCGACUCCCUUAAAUAUCUGCGGCCGGAUCGACGUAUCGCGGAGCCGCUCCUCGAAGGUGCUGCAGCACGUGCAGAUAUGUACAGCAAGACUGAGCAGGACAUCAACGCCUACAUCGACCAAUACGUCGCCAAUGCUGAACAGAAGCUGCGCGAGAUUAGGCGCCAGGAGAUUGGAGCUGAAGCAGCAGAAGCUGAGAUGCGCAACGGUAGCAAGAGUGAGGACGCGUAUGCAGCAGAGGCGGAACAACGCCGCCAGCAGCGCGCUCGACAGCACGUCGAAGACGAGAAGAAGCGCAAGAAACUGGAAGCGCAAGAACGCAAGAAGAAGCAGCUUGAAGAGCUGAAGAAGAAGCAGGCAGCGUUGCAGAAAGAGACCGAGCGACUCCAGCGCGAACAGAAGCGACGCUCCGAGCGGGAAGCCUGGAAAGCAGCCGAGAAGGAACGCGAGCGAGAGCGGAUCAAGAAGUACAAUGAAGAACGGGAGAAGGCCAAGAAAGAAGCAGAAGAACGGGAUAAAGCAUUGCAAGAAGAGAGAGAAAGGAGGCAGAUGGAAAGGGACGAGCGUGAGGCGAAGCGUUUGGAAGCGGAAGCUUUGGAACAGUUGCUCCGAGAAGGCCAGGAGAUGACGGACAAAUCACGACGCCCAGAGCUUGAGAGAAGCGAGAGCAUGGAACCCCCAGCCAGACUUAAGCAUCAAUCUGCACCGCGAACAAGUCACGGCAAGGACCAGAUGCGCGCACAAGGCUUGAUGCCUACUUCACUCACCCUUAGGAAAGGUGAUAAAGUAGACCCAGCCAUUCCCACUGGACCAGCUUCUAUGCAGACUUCUGCGACACCUGUGGAUUCGAAUUCUCGAACCAGACAACGAGCACGUUCUCCAUCUCCAGCCCGCUCCACUUACAGCAGCCGAAGACGCGACCCAUCUCCCCGCCGCGGUGACCGACGAGAGUCUCUAUACCGCGACGCUAGCGGUGAGCGGGAAACAUGGAGAUCUCGUCAACGCCCCGGCGAACGUGAGCGGUCCGAUCGUCCGCGCUCGAGAGAACGUGAGAGGGAACGGGAACGGUCUCUACGCAGAGAUCAACGACGUGACCGAUCGCGGGAACGGCCUACUGCGUCUGGUCGCGGCGAAGAAGGCGAAGUGGUCGAACGGGCGGCUCGUAGUAGGAGUCGAGACUCGUAUCGGCCCCGCAUUCGUGAUGACCGCGAUAGUCGGAGUCCACCGCGCAAAAGCUACCGGGAUCGCACGCGGUCUCGCUCACCAGCACGACGCAGAGAGCGUUCUCGAAGAAGAGAGCGAAGCCGAAGUCCGCCCGGUAUCGAUCGUUACGUACCUGGCGGUGGCGCUGCGGGCGGCGGAGGAGCCAGCAGGAGAGGCCGCGAGGACGAAGGAUCUCCAGCUCCGCCACGUACACGACGCGGGAGAGAGGACGAAUCGCCACCGCGUGCACGCCGCCCUCGCGAGGAUGACGAGGGCAGUCGCGACAGGACGAGGGACAGGAGUCGCGACAGGCGGCCUCGCUACGAGGACCGCGACAGACCAAGCCGGCGAGAGGAAUCGGACCGCUACCUCCCCGGAGCAAGCAGCAGCACGCGCGUGGGCGAUGACGAGCGUGACCGCGAGAGGAACUCGCGACGCGAGCGAAGUCGCAGUCGUCAACGCGGCGGCGGCGGCGGCGGCGGCGGCGGUCGAGGUCGUGGAUUGGGACCGGGAGAUAGGUACUCACCGCCACGGCGUCGUGACUCACGGAGUCGAGAUCGCGACCGGGAGAGGCAUCGGGAGCGCAGUCCUGCGAGAGAGCGCGAGCGCGAGAGAGAUCGCGAUCGAGACAGGGAUGAUGGCAGAGGCAGCACGACGGUGGGGGAGCGCGAUAGGAGAAUGA
This is a messenger RNA of Lecanosticta acicola, 2113 nucleotides long. NCBI's taxonomy places the organism in Eukaryota, Fungi, Ascomycota, Dothideomycetes, Mycosphaerellales, Mycosphaerellaceae. The record is from the annotation of a GenBank genome assembly.